UGUGGAUUGCUGGUCUGUGACCGCUUGCUGUGACACGACACGUGUAUUUUCGAUUUUAAUUCCUCAAAAACCAAAAAAUUUAAUUCACAAUCCGUAGAUUUUCGAUUACUUAAAUUAAAUAUGAGUUCGAAAGUCAGUGGAAUACGGGGCGGGCGGUCAAGAGUGGUACCGGAUGACUGCCCCAUCAAUGUUGUGCAAAUCAGCGGGCUGCCAAUGAUGAAAAUGAUCAAACACUGUCACGAAGAAGGCUCUGGCAGCGUUGAUGUUGCGCAAGGUGCCCUCUUGGGAUUAGUUGUGGAGAAACGAUUGGAAAUCACUAACUGUUUUCCCUUCCCAAAACAGGACGACUCUGUCGAUGAAGAUGAGGCGUACCAAAUUGCCAUGAUGAAGAAAUUGAGGAGAGUGAACGUGGAUCAUUUGCAUGUGGGCUGGUACCAGAGUGCGGAUGUUGGAAACUUCAUCAGCUUACCACUGCUGGAGUCGCAGUAUCAUUAUCAGAAUUCCAUCGAGGAGUCAGUUGUUUUAAUUUAUGACACUCAAAAGACUGCAAGAGGAUUCCUUUCUCUGAAAGCGUACCGUCUCACUCCGCAAGCUGUUGUCAUGUACAAGGAAGAGGGUUUCACUCCCGACGCUCUGAGGAACCUGAAGGUUGGCUACGAGAGCCUGUUCAUUGAAGUGCCCGUGGUCAUGAAGAACUCCUCCUUGUCCAACAUUUUAUUGAACCAGCUAUCGGACAUGGUCCCUGAAGAGGAUGGUCUUGGCUUCCUGGAUCUUGGAACAUCGUCUGUCUUGGAAGGACACAUGAGGUGCAUGAUGGAAAGAGUUGACGAACUCAAUCAGGAGGCCAUCAAGUUCAACCGCUACCAGCAGCAAGUGCUCAGACAACAGCAGGACAAAUACAGAUACAUGCAGAAAAGGGCGCAAGAGAAUGCCGCGAGGCAAGCAAAGGACGAGCCUCCCCUGCCCGACGAGGACAUUAACAAGCUGUUCCGCCCGCUUCCGACGCCACAGAGGCUGAACCCAAUGAUUGUCGCCGGACAGGUGAACGCGUACAGCUCACACGUGGCCCAGUUCUGCUCGCAGGCGAUGGCCAAGCUCUUCGUCACGCAGACCCUGCAGAAGGCCAAGGAGGACACCGGUUCAGCCAAGUCACUGCAGUAGUGUCGAUAAGUGGAAACCACCUUUGUAAUCAUUUAAUAUAAUCUCGACAAUGUCUUCAA
This is a messenger RNA of Cloeon dipterum, 1220 nucleotides long. RefSeq names its product eukaryotic translation initiation factor 3 subunit h (gene eIF3h). The record is from RefSeq and is a predicted model, not a curated record. Bases 121 to 1161 code for a protein of 346 amino acids. Gene Ontology annotation, molecular function: translation initiation factor activity; protein binding; metallopeptidase activity. The transcript has 6 exons. Gene Ontology annotation, cellular component: cytosol; cytoplasm; eukaryotic translation initiation factor 3 complex. Lineage: Eukaryota; Metazoa; Arthropoda; Insecta; Ephemeroptera; Baetidae.